Molecule: messenger RNA, 3291 nt
Organism: Mytilus trossulus (common blue mussel)
Lineage: Eukaryota; Metazoa; Mollusca; Bivalvia; Mytilida; Mytilidae
Product: protein kinase C and casein kinase substrate in neurons protein 2-like
Exons: 11
Coding region: 214-1959 (581 amino acids)
Biological process (GO): plasma membrane tubulation; cytoskeleton organization; regulation of endocytosis
Cellular component (GO): plasma membrane; endosome; cytoplasm
Molecular function (GO): protein binding; phospholipid binding
Source: RefSeq, a predicted model, not a curated record
GUACAAACAAAUAUAUGAUUUAUAUAUAUACAUGUAGGUGAAAGUUGCCUCUAGAUAAUUUAACUAUUGGUACAAGUACAUGUAUGUCCAGACUAUUUUGAAAAAAAUACAUGUAGUUUUGUAAAUACAUGUGCUUCCUGCUGGAAUAAAUUUUCAUUUGAUAACAUAUACUGGACCACUUUUCGGAUCCUGAGAUAAAUUAUAAACAGCAACAUGUCGAUUCAUGAUGAAAUGACGGCCACUAGUGAUAGUUUUUGGGAAAUAGGAAAAUAUAGUCGGACUGUGAAACGAUGUGACAAUGGAUACAAACUUUGUGAUAAUUUACGUCAGCUUAUAGAACAGAGAGCAGAAAUAGAAAAAGGAUAUUCAAAAAAUUUACUAGGUUGGACUAAAAAAUGGAAUGAUUUUCUCGAUAAAGGUCCAGAAUAUGGAACAACACAAGCAAUGUGGAGAGGACUUCUAGAGGAAGCCAAUAGUACAGCUGAUUUACAUACAAUUGUAGCAGAGAACCUGAUGCAGAAAGUUUAUCAGGGAAUCAAAUCAUGGCAGAAAGAAAAUUACCACAAAUCUAUGAUGCACUAUAAAGAAACAAAGGAAUUCGAUGAUGGAUUCAAAAAGGCCCAGAAACCAUGGGAAAAGAAAUACACAAAAGUAAUGUCCAAUAGAAAAGAUUACCACAAUGCUUGUAAAGCAGAGAAAAGUACAGCUAACCAAGUGAAUAACAUGAGAAGUGAUGACUCAGUAGCUUUAGAUACUAAAAAGAAAAUGGAGGAAAGAUUAACAAAAUGUCAACAGGAAGUAGCAGGACUAAAAGACAAGUAUGAGGCAUCGCUGAAUGAUAUAAACAACUAUAAUGCCAAGUAUAUAGAAGAUAUGACAGAGAUUUUCCAAAAAUGUCAAGAAUUUGAGAAGAAGAGAAUAGAAUUUUUUAAAUCAACAUUUUAUGAUCUUCAUCAAUGUUUGGACCUUUCUGUUGACCCACAGUUUCCACAAAUUUAUACAGAUCUCCACAAUGUUAUAGGUAAAACUGAUUCUGAUCAAGAUUUACGAUGGUGGUCAAACAAUAAUGGUUCAGAUAUGGCAAUGAACUGGCCACAGUUUGAGGAAUAUUCACCAGAUCUGCAAUCCAUUUCAAAGAAAGAAAGGAAGUCCCAAUUACAUUCUAAUGAUGGUAUAACGAUAACAAGCAUUAGACACAAGGGAGACUUCGCACCAGCUUCACCCCACGCUGGAGGUUACGAUCGGCAGUCGUCUAACAAAACAAAUGAUAGUGAUAAUGGCAGGAAAAAUUCCAUAGGUAUUAUAUUACCUAGAAAUCCCUCUGUGGGACCUCUUAAACCACAACGAAGUCCAUCUCUUCAUAAACAGUCAGAAAAUAGAACAAAACCUGAGGGAGCACCAAGUUCAUUGGUUGAUAAAAAUGAAACCAGACCAAUACCUGAAGGCCAGAACCGGUCUCCUCCAACCCCUGCAAAGAGGACACUUAUAAGGAACCAAUCUGGCAGCAGUAUACAACAGAAAGUAGAAUACGAUGAAUCGUUAAAUCCAUUUGGUGAUGAGGAUGAAGAUGAAAAUGACAAAGUGGAUGAUGAAAAAAACAACCAGAGAUCAUCUUACCUACAGACAAGCUAUGAACCAGAACCAGAACUAGACGAACCAACUGAACAAACAUACAAUGGUCGGACAUACCAGCCUGAGCAAGAUUCAAAUCCUUUUGGUAAUGAGGACACAGGUUCAGAGGAUUCACCUAAAGAAUCCCCUCGGCUAGCUGAUCCUGUCCUUGUUAGAGCCGUGUUUGAUUAUGAGGCUGUUGAGCAAGAUGAGUUCAGUUUCAAAUGUGGUGAAGAAUUUUACAAAUUAAGUGAAGAAGAUGAGUUAGGAUGGUGUAAAGGUCGGAAGGCAGAUGGCGAGGAAAAACUUUAUCCAGCUAAUUAUGUCAAACCUGUUAGUGAACUAUGAUCAAAGGGAAAUAACUCCAGUGUGUUAUAUUCUACAAUGAAUAUAUUAGAUAUAUAGAUAAAUAUGUGUAUUCAGAAAUAAGGAUUGUAAUGGUUGGCAACAUGGUUGUGAAAAUAAUGUAUCAAGCUAUCUGUUGUUAAGAGAUUAGAUAAAAAUGAAAUUACGAUAUAGAUUUUAUUUGUAUUUAGUCUGUCGAGAAUUGUGUAUAGCAGUUUGCUAGUCCAUUAUAUUGAUCAUUGUGCUUCCUAUAGAUACAGAUAGAUAUAUUAUUUGUAGAAAAAAUUGUCAAAAUAUUAUUAUGUUUUGUAACUUUGUUAACAUUAUGUUGGGGGAAAAUGCAGAUUGCUAAUUUCACUUAAGCUUUUUAUAUUAUAGUGAAAACCAGGUUAUAGAUAGUUAUUUUAAAUAACAACAUGCAUAUCUUAAAGCAAGUUUUGAUUUAUAUGUAAAAUGUUUAACCACAGUUUAUCAUUAGAUUGUUAUACAUACCAGUAUGUUGUUCUGAAGAUAUAUUUUUGGAAGCUAAUUUAAAGUUAUUCUAGUUAAAAAAAAACAAUCUAACAUUGCACUGAAGUUUUUUAAUUGACCAUUAGUGCUAUAAGGGUAUGAUAUUGAUUUUGAGAAAAAUUUCAAAAAGUAAAUUUAUUUGCUAAUUUCAUGAUUAACAUAAGAAUCGUAUGAAUUUAAUGUAUAUGGAAAAUCGAACAGGAACAAAAAAAAUGAUAUUUAGACCUCGUCAGCAGGUUUUGCAUUUUAAAAACUGUAAAUUUUAUCAUGGCAAAAAUAAGCGCUUACAGUUUGUAGUUCUACUAAAAAGUCCUUAAUACAAAAUAUAAUUUUUCUGAAGAUAAAGCAAAGUGCAAUUGAUUUGAUAAAACAUUGUAAAUUUUAGAUAAAGUAUCAUUUAUAUGUAUGUCAUUAAUACUCAUAUACCACUGUAUUAUAUAUCAUUUAAUUUAAUCAUUCCUUCUAAACACCUUUCAGAUGUAAUUGUUUAAAAAAAGAAAUCAUAUGAAAAUGUACAAGUCAUUUUGUUCGUUUGUCUUAAUUUUUUUCAUGCAAAUAUCCUAUAUUUUGCUAUGCAUGCUUUCUUAUUUUUAUAACAGGGAAAUUUUAUAAUGGUGUAAUUUUCAGAAUUUUUAAGCUUUGAUUUAUAUCUGGCUACAAAGUACUUUUGUGCACAUUAAACAUGUGAUAAUUUUGUGUUCUUCAUGACACAAGUAGAGAAUGGCUUCUAAUUAUUCAUACAUCUAAAUUUAAAACAUUAUUAAAACUCUGAUUCUAGAUUAAUAAAAUAAAAUUCAGUUGGUACUUUUUAUCAAAUUUGUCGUA